AUGUCUAAGUCCGCGAUAAUAAAUGCGGUGAGGCCAGAGGAUCUUAUUUGGGAAGGUAAGUCACUCAAGUUUAACGAGUCAAGUGAAAACAAAAAAGACGUGUGUGGAGGAAUUUUGACGCUGCGGCGGAAAUAUUUUCUAAAUGUCAAUGAACAUGCUGUAAAUGAUAUAUCAGCGAAUUGUUCGCUUACUAGACAUGUUUUCGAGUCUGCACGGGUUUGUCCAUACACGUGGGUUGUUUAUGAAAUGGCCACCACCCUGCUUCUACUCUAUGUGUACCUCAUUGGAGCCUCACUAGCAACACACUGCGACAAAGAACUCAACUACCACGACAACUAUGGCUACGGCAUCGAUAUCACCUGCGAAGACCUCACCGACGAGAAAAUGCUCAGCAACAUAUCAGUCUCGAACGAGAUCGUACUCAAGAUCAACAACUCCAGCCUCACCAAAGUGACGCCAGACGUGUUUACGUGUGUUCCUAGAAUUAGAUACCUGUCAAUAACCAACUCGACGUUCUUGUUUGAUCCGAGAGACGAGGUUUUCAGCAAAUUGAUAAGGUUAGAACACCUCACGGUGGCCAAUACGCGGUUUGAUAUCAUCAGCGGGUCAGUGCUGGGGGGUUUGGAUCAUCUGAAAGAACUGAAUUUGAUCAACUGUAGUCUCAGACUAGUGAGGAAUGACAGUUUCACGGUGCUGAAAAAUCUGGAAACUCUAAAGUUAUCACAUAACUAUUUCAAAAGUUUGUUUGAUAUUCCUUUCUGCGAACUACCGGCGUUGAAGUUUCUGGAUUUAGACCACAACAAAAUUGGACAAAUUGAUGAUAAUUUUCUGAUUUGUUUUGAGAAGGAGCACGAAUCGGAUUUCAAGCUGAAUGGACGGGACUACGACAUUCAUUACCACGGGGAUGAUUUUUAUCACCAAACUAGGUCGAAUUUUAAUUUGUUGGAGCUGAAUUUGAGUUACAACGAAAUCACGAGAGUCGGGGUUUUUGAUUGGGCGUUGGGUUUAAAACACGUAGAUUUAUCGAAUAACAGACUGAAGAAUAUUAGUGCAGAAAUAUUUGAGAUGUUAGAUGAGUUAGAAAAACUUAAUCUUCGUAAUAACUCACUUGAAUUUGUGGACGCAAAAGCCUUCACCAAUUUAGUUAAUUUAAGACAUAUUGACUUAGAAAAUAACUUGUUAAGGCAGAUCCAUUUGCAAAAUCUCUCUUCACUGGAAGAAGCAAAUUUAUCUAACAACAAACUAGGAUCCAGAAGCCUCAUCAACUUAAGUAAUUUACCUAAACUCCAGAAACUACUUCUACGUGGUAACAAAAUUGGUGAUAUUCCUGUAGGAGUCUUCAAAAAUUUUGUUUCUCUCGAAAUUUUAGAUUUGUCUAAUAACAAACUAACACUGAGUGAUCAACCGUUCGAAAAUUUAUCAAACCUGCAACACCUCAGCAUCAGAAACAACAGUUUAGAAAAAAUCCCCUUUGGCACCUUCAACAAACUAACAAAUUUGGAAGUGUUGGACAUUUCUGGAAACAAAUUAGGUCCUGUUCUGGACCAGCGAACUUUCAGCGACCUAGAGAAUCUCGAGGUGUUGAAUAUCUCCAACAAUAUUAUCGAAGUUUUAAAUUAUGAAUUGGUCGAGCCGUUGCGCAACCUCCAAGUACUUGAUAUCUCAGGAAACCGAUUGCAAAACUUCCAGAUUAGUUUAAUUUCGCUGUUACCUUCACUUCGCGUAAUUAACAUUAAGUCGAAUCUAUUGCCGUGCAGUAUUCUUUCGAUCAUUAUUACCUUUCUUAAGAGUAAGGACAUUAGUUUUAAUAUCAACGAGGAAUUUGAAUACGAUAGACAGAACGUAGAUGGAAUUUACUGUGAGGAAAUGUCGGAGAGAAUUUUAAUCCAACACGAAACGAGAAGUAUUAGUGGGGUUUUAAUUUUUGGAAUCGUUUUUCUUGUUUUUGCAUGCACUGUAUUGUUUUCGUUUGUGUCUUAUAGGUGUUUUUUGUGUUCGAAAAGACGGGGGUAUAGACACGAUGAAUUAGAACUGUUGUAAACCAAAUAUUUAAAUAAAUGACUAUAUUUUUUUA
Messenger RNA from Zophobas morio, 2074 nucleotides. Its product is annotated as insulin-like growth factor-binding protein complex acid labile subunit. The transcript is spliced from 3 exons. Lineage: Eukaryota; Metazoa; Arthropoda; Insecta; Coleoptera; Tenebrionidae. Gene Ontology annotation, molecular function: protein binding. Gene Ontology annotation, cellular component: extracellular matrix. Bases 1 to 2040 code for a protein of 679 amino acids. The record is from RefSeq and is a predicted model, not a curated record.